Molecule: messenger RNA, 1904 nt
Organism: Calypte anna (Anna's hummingbird)
Lineage: Eukaryota; Metazoa; Chordata; Aves; Apodiformes; Trochilidae
Gene: YWHAE
Product: tyrosine 3-monooxygenase/tryptophan 5-monooxygenase activation protein epsilon
Exons: 7
Coding region: 141-863 (240 amino acids)
Biological process (GO): signal transduction
Cellular component (GO): cytoplasm
Source: RefSeq, a predicted model, not a curated record
GGAAGUGCCCGGAUGCAGCGGGAGGAGGUGCUGCCGCCAUAUUUGCCCGGAGAGCAGCGAGCUGGUAGCUUCUGAGCCCCCCAGACCCAUCGCCUUCCAUCCGCCCCGUGCAGUCCCCGACGCCGCCCCGCCUGCAGGACAUGGACGAUCGGGAGGACCUCGUCUAUCAGGCCAAGUUGGCUGAGCAGGCUGAGCGCUACGAUGAAAUGGUUGAAUCAAUGAAGAAAGUAGCUGGAAUGGAUGUGGAGUUGACAGUGGAAGAAAGAAACCUGCUUUCUGUUGCAUAUAAAAACGUGAUUGGAGCCAGAAGAGCUUCCUGGAGAAUAAUCAGCAGCAUUGAACAGAAAGAAGAAAACAAAGGUGGAGAAGACAAAUUAAAAAUGAUUCGGGAAUAUCGGCAAAUGGUUGAAACUGAACUGAAGUUAAUCUGUUGUGACAUUCUGGAUGUACUGGAUAAACACCUCAUUCCAGCAGCUAACACUGGCGAGUCCAAGGUUUUCUAUUACAAAAUGAAGGGGGACUACCAUAGGUAUCUGGCUGAGUUCGCCACAGGCAAUGACAGGAAGGAGGCUGCAGAGAACAGCUUGGUGGCUUACAAAGCUGCUAGUGAUAUUGCAAUGACAGAACUCCCACCAACACAUCCCAUCCGCUUAGGACUUGCGCUCAACUUCUCUGUAUUCUACUAUGAAAUUCUUAAUUCUCCUGAUCGUGCCUGCAGGUUGGCAAAAGCAGCUUUCGAUGAUGCUAUUGCAGAACUGGAUACACUGAGUGAAGAAAGCUAUAAGGACUCUACACUUAUCAUGCAGUUGUUACGUGAUAAUCUGACACUAUGGACUUCAGACAUGCAGGGUGAUGAUUCCUAAAGGAAAGUCCAACUGUUCAUUUCCUAAAAACUCUACUUUGUGAAGAACAGAAUAAAGAAGCGCUGCAGGAUGUGGAAGAUGAAAACCAGUGAGACACAAAAGGCCAACAAGAGAACCCAUCUCUGACCACCCUUCCCCUUCCCCACAAAAACCCUCAGUGUCACUCUGAGAACCACCAAAUCUGACUUUUACAUUGGGUCUCAGAAUUUAGGUUCCCCCCCCGUUGGGUUUCUUUUUUCUUUUUUUUUUCUUUUUUUUUUUUUCUUUUUUUUUUCUUUUUUUUUUAAUUUUAUUUUUUUUUUUACACAGUUUAAAAGUUCUUAAAGGCAAGAGUGAAUUUCUGUGGAUUUUACUGGUGCCAGCUUUUAGGUUCUUUAAGACACUAACAGGACUGAGUAAAGGCUCUUUCAGCAUUACUGUAUUUUCUCCUGCCAGGCGUGGCGAGGUUGCCAUUAGAAGUGGAUGUUCCACCUGAGGGCCCUUAGACUUGUAGGGGAAAGAGGAUUGUUAUGGCAAGGUAGAGCACAUAUGGUGGCAUUUUUCUUCUUUUUUCUUUUUUUUUUUUUUUUUUUUAUAACUGUUUAAACUGAAUUUUAUACCAAUGUUUAAACUUAAUUGGGUGUUUAGCUUGAAGUUACAGGUUGCAUUGGGACAUAUAUUGUAGUGGUUUUACUGUAUAAAAAAACCAAAAGUUUCCAAACUGCUGAAAUGUUGCUGAACAUCAUGGUGCUGGUAACAGUUCAACAAUCCGUGGCUGCUCAUUCUUGCCUAUUCUUUACUUUUCCUCAAAGCAGGUUAGCAUUGAAGGUGGCAUUGAUAAGCCUGCAUGCGUGUUCAAUAUUUUUUCUUUCUCCCUCCCCUUGCCCCAUCUCCCUUCGCUCGCUCAACCUCUUUUGUUCAGUAUGUGUAACUUGAAGCUAAUUUGUACUACUGGAUAUCUGACUGGAGCCACAGAUACAGAAUCUGUAUUGUUCUUACUGAAACACAGCAUGGAAUUAACAUUAAACUUAAAUAAAACAAACCUAAAUUAAAAAUGCCAAA